Triticum aestivum (bread wheat) is the source of this 6492-nucleotide messenger RNA. RefSeq lists its product as uncharacterized. The coding region runs from base 15 to 1817 and encodes 600 amino acids. The transcript is spliced from 5 exons. The record is from RefSeq and is a predicted model, not a curated record. NCBI's taxonomy places the organism in Eukaryota, Viridiplantae, Streptophyta, Magnoliopsida, Poales, Poaceae.
ACUUGAUGUGAAGAAUGGCAAGCCAAAGAUAUGACUCCCAAUGGAAGGAGGUACAGCUUAUCAAUGGCCAUGCCGUGCUUCUCGCCUACGUGAUGUCCGCCAUCAGAGGGGUAGGCGUCCUCGUGGUUACCUGGAUCACGGUGGUUCUUCUCGGUGGCUUCGUCUCCAUGUUAGACAGGAAAGAUUUUUGGCGGCUGACCCUUAUUACCGCCGUAGAGCUAGCCUGCAUCAAUGCCUCUUUCAUUGAAAGGAUAGGCUCUGCUGGUGAUCUGAUCUCGAGCUUGAGGACAGUGAAGAAUCUAUUGACCACCAACUGGGAGUUGGCUGAUAAUACACGAAAUGAUCACCAGGAACUGGCAGUGGUUAAGAGAGUUUUUACAGUCGUGUUUGUGGUGGCUGGAUGGGUUCUAGUGCAGCUUCACAGUGUGAUGGUGUACCUUUGUGUUGUCUCUGCGCCGUGUCUCGUGCUCUUUGGGAUGAUCAUCACCGCUUGGAUCUCGAUAUUCGGUCUAAUGGAGCACGACUACUAUGGCGACACGGUCGAGGGCAGAACAAACAUGGAUCCGGCGCAUAAUCUCUUGUACGUUAUGUGUAUGGUCCAAGGUGCAUUGUUCCUUUAUAGAAUCAUCUUGCUGCUUACGGAGAAGAGGAUAGUGAAACAAGUGAGCCAAUCAUACGGCUUCCAAGAUGGGGACCCUGCAGUUUCAGGCUACUUGAAUGAAAUCAGGAAGGAAUGCUUCCAGAAGCCAUCCUCCGUCAGAGGAAGGAACCUCAUCACAUAUGCUGUACAACUCAUGGAGUCCAACUCGCCUCGUAACUUCCUUUCUGGGACACUGAUACUGGAGAGACUACUCACCCGGCAGCAUUUGGUCCAACAAGAAGAGCACAGGCAGCAAUUAGAAUUAGAGAACAGGACUGGAGCUCCAUUGGUUAGAAUGGAUGAGAAGAAUAAGAGAGAAGAAAUGAAGAGGAAGAGGGAGGAGUGGAAGAAGAGGCCGCAGCAUCAGCAAAAGGAAGAAAGGAUUAUUAUACAGCAAAGUAGGCUGAUCAAGCGGCUCAUAUUUGGGUCUGCAUCCUCCUCCCACAUUCUAGAGAAACUCCUUCAGACGUUAGAUUCGAGAGACUCAUACAACAGAAAGAUGAGAGAGGCCGCUAUGAGGAUAUUGGAGCAGCUUGCUGGCCAGAUCCGUUUGGAGCAGUUCCCACGAUGGAUCCAAUGCAUAUCUUCACUCAUCAACACUUUCGAAGAAUAUCACCUACUCCAGGCACACAACACUUCACCACUGGAGUUGGACUCGGAGUCGGACAGCGAUGUUGAUCAGCAACCAUCAUCUAAGGUGCUCGCUUGCUACAAAGAGCUGGUACUGACUGGACUGAGUCUCCUUUGGAGCCUUGCAGGCAAUGAGGUCAACUGUGAAAUCAUAAUCAACGCCAAACAUGUUGUCUACAAGAUCAUGGCACCUGUCAGCUACGACCUAGUGCACCGCUCAGGUCAUAGUGCAUGGUCGACUAUGGCAGUAGAGAGAUCUCUGGGGGUGAUGCUUCAGCUGAUUGUGACUAGCAAGGAAAACACAAGGGAAGACUUGCGUCAACGGUUGUCAAAGAAUGAGGGAGCAAUCGCCACCAUUGAAAGAAUUGUUACCUGCGAAGAAUGUAAAUAUGAGCUGAAGAUGAAGGGCAUGCAGAUACUCUCGCAACUAUCGAUGGACGAAAAUGCCAGCAGAGAUAAUCUUUCCCUACUAAUAAAGCACGGAGUGCUUCUGCUCGUCCGUCGUCGCCGUUUUUACAAAAAAGUCCUUAUGGUUUUUGGUAAUUAAACCCGCAGUCCCUUUUUAAGUUGAAAAAAACGUUUCGUUUAGAAAUUUUACCAGGAAAACCUUGUGGUUUCCUGUAUUCAACCCGCGGUCCUUUUAAUGUGAGAAAAUCGCAAGGAAGACAGGCGGAUCUGGGCGCAGCGUCGAGGGAUCUGGCGGCUGGUGCGGCGGCUUGCUCCGGUGGCCGCGGUGUCCUGCUUAUCCAGAGAAACAGGGCAUGAGGGAGAGAGGAAAGAGAUGAAAAAGGAGAAGGAGCAGGGGCGCAAGGUGAGGGAGAGGGAUCUGGCGGGUGGUGCGGGGGGCUUCGGUGGCGGCGGCGUCCUUCUCAUCCAGAGAAAGGGAGAGGCAGGGCGUGAGGGAGAUAGGAAAGAGAGGAAGAAAGGAGAAGGAGAGGGGGGCGCAAGGUGAGGGAGAUGGUCGCCGGCGGUGGCGCCUCCGGUGACCGGCCGGCGGCAGGACCGAUGGUGUCUGGAGUUUUGGACACCUGAGCGAGCUACCCUGCUGCUGCUAAUUCUUCUCUCCCCACGCCUCUGCUGCUGCUCCUUCUACUCCUCAGAUGCCCAUGCUUGCUCUCAAACAAUCAUUGUUGAAGGACUGAAGGGCAUGAUUUCUGGACCACAGAUGAUGCAUUUUAUUGGCAGGCACAAUCAAGGGCCCAUCAUCUUUCUGCUAUAGAGAAGGACGGGGUUCAAGUUGUUGGGCCGGUGGCAGGGGCAGCAUGAUGUUUUCGUCAGGUAACAACCUAGCCAUCGACUCAAGAUUUAACUGAACCAAUUCCUUUAAUUCAAGCUCCAAAUCGUUGUUAUUUGAUUCACUAAUUGGUUGCUGGCAACAACUAAUUGGACAUAUAAUUGUUGAUUUAUGUACAAACAAUAUCUUCAGUUGUUUUCAGAUCUUCAAUAAGGAUCAUCAAGCCCUCUGUUUUUUAUAUGAAGAAUAGAUAUUGUAAUUGUGCCUCCAUUACGUCUAAAAGUCAGAUAUCGGAAAAAUGUCAUUGGCAUAUCUCUGUCACGAUGGAGGAUUGGUUAGACAGAAAAAGGACCUCUGGUUAUGUAUGACAUGAUGCGAGGCACAUAUCUCUGAAUGAAGCGCAACAAGAAUUGACAUCCUCUAAUGCUAACUGUUGAGCAUUCUUCUCUGAAGUAUCAGGUCAGUAUCCCAUGUGCCCCCUAUUCAUCUGUCAUCGCUGCAUAAAAAUUUAAUGCAGUUUUUAAGCCUAUGUUUAAGGGUAGCUAAAUCUCUAUGGACCAACCAUAUUAUCUUUUUGAGAUAAGAAAUCAACCUUCAUCAUGUACUUAUGUUGUAACUUCUCCCAUCUUUUGUGCUAUUAUCUAAAAGAGGUGUGGAUUGGAAUCAGUUUUUUUUGCUGCACCCCCAUUCCGACGAGGUCACGCACACAUACCACUGGGAAUCCCACGAACCCUAUGUUCGAGCGCGAGCGACGGCAAUAGCAUCUGCAAGUACUUGACCAACACGCUACCCGGGUGUGGUAUCCACUAUUGAGGCCAAGCAACUUAGCUCGGUCAUCCUUAAGUGUGUUUGUGUCCACCACCUGAUGAAGAACGGGAGAAGAUUGCUGACUUUGUGCCUAAUGAUGGUUGCCUGAACUUCGUAGAGCAAAUUGACGAGGUGUUGAUUGCUGAAUUUGGUCUUAAGAGGCACGUCGUGGGAGAUAUCCCUUGUGGCAGGUUCAAAGUUGUGAUGGUAUCUGGUGUCUCCCAGCAAGAUUUGUUCCUUCUCUUAACAGUUACUAUUAAGGUAUAACAGUGAUGUGCUACUCUGCUGGUCCUUUAGAUGUCAAAAAGAUUAUGUGUUGUGCUAGCUAGCGACUUUUAUCUCCCCGUGGAUGCAGAUUUCAGAAUAUGUUUAGUUACGACGUACCACAAAGCUGAUCUUUUUAACAUUUGAUUGCCGUGCUUAAUACCACAGUUAGGUAGUUUGACUCUUAGACACUGGUCUUUUUAAUAUCAGACUUAAACAACUACAGUUCUAAAUAGCAGUAGUUCUUCUGAAUUUCUACCUAUUUAUUUCACUAUUGUGGUUUCAAAAUCCAAUAGCCUUGCUGUUAGUUAAUGCUCUAUUUAUAUUUUUUGCCAACAGAACAAAUUUAUGUUUCCAGCAAAAAAGUUGGCCAGCCCCAGCAAAAAAAAAGAACAGUUCCAGCAAAAAAAGAUCGCCGCCGUGGUCACAGGUGUCAACAAGCAGUCUUCGGAAUCAUCAAUAAGCCAACAGCGAGAAAUAAGUUCAAGAAUUGAGUUCCCUUAACAGGGAAAUAAGGAAGGGAAGAAACAAAUAGGGAACAAUCAGAUGAAGCAUCAAGGAAAAUGGAUUGAACAAUCAGAUGAAGCAUCAAGGAAAAUGGAUUGAACAAUCAGAUGAAGCAUCCAACUCGAGGAGAAGCAUGGUCUGCAAGGAGACCAAUCAUCUUGAGGUGGUUCUUUCAGCUACUGCAUGUUCCAUUACGGAGAAGGGUACUUAGUCGAUCUUAGGAGCCAGACUCUGCUUUCCUUGCAGGGAGAAUUUCAAUAAAUGGUACUAUUACUCUCCCAACAAUUCUUUUAUCACUACAAAAUGUGUAGGAACCUUAUUUUUCUUAAGUGGCAUAAUGUGAUUUCUUAAGUGUUGUGUUGUAACACUUUAGAGUAAAAGAAUAAUUAUGUAUGAAGAAUAAUAUUACCGAGUCAGGCAGAAUUUGACCUUAGUUCUGACCAAAUUAAUCUUUAUUUGUUUGCCAGGUUGUGUGUCAAACAUCACUUCAUGUUGUAGUCCAUUUUUUCCUUUCAAAAGCCACAUUAUGAAAUUUGGCUUUAUAAGAAGUUUCACUUUAUUAUUAGUGGAGAACGGGAGAUAAGGAAAGGGAAGGGAAAAACAGUAAUUCUAGCAACUAGCCAUUGUUCCGUGGCAAAACACAGGUGUUUGUUCUAUUAUGUCCAUCGGAAAUCUUUACGGAGGAGUUGGGACUGAGUGAGUGACAUAGAUUUGCUUGAGGUCACAAAUUCUUUUCUGCUGUUACUUGCAUCUUACUUGAAUUUUUUUCUUCAAGUUCUUCCUGUUUUCCCAUAUCCUCUGCUCUAUAGAAGCUGCUACAUCAAAUUAAGUAAGUGCAUCCUUCUUUUUUGUCCAAGUUUGUUCUAUUCUAUUACUCAGAAGUCUGUACAAGACUGAGAGAGUGAAGCAUAUUUGCUUGAGAUUUGAAUACUUUUUUGAUGUCGGGUUUGUACGCUAUACAGUUUGAUUAAUGAAAACUGAUAAAAGUAGUGGCAAACACUUGAUUGAGUAAGCUACUGGAUUUUACCAGUAAUACACAGUAGUUUCUUGCAAUAUUAUCUGCAUGACAAGAAACACCCAUAUUUGAUUUUGCUCUGUGAUUGGUUCAAAUAUCACUUUUUGGCUAAAGUUGAUUGGAUACGAGUAGUAGUGCCAACAGUAAUAACUUUAAAUAUGAUUUUAUCAUGGCUCUAAAUUUUAUUGCUGAUGAUUUGUUUCAGGAUAUUUGGAGAGGCUAUUUGCACCGUAGUUCAAGACAGCUGAUAGAGUAUAAGCUAGGCAACUCACUUAUAUUGUUACUUGUUUAAAUGGUUAUCUAUUCUGCCGGCAUAUUCACAUGCCAUAUUAAUUUCAGAAGAACAAUUUCUAAUUUGUGUUGUGCUUGCAUGCAUUGUUAUGUCUAAAAAGAAAAUUCCAAACAAAAACAAAUAUAAAGUCACAGUUUGUAUUUACGCACUGGAUAGUUUCAAUCGCGCUAAAUUAAACGAAGGCUUUCAGAAUAAAUUGUGGCCUCUAAGCUUGUGUGUACUCAAUUACUAAAUGUGUAAUAUCAGCACAUAUUAGCACGACUAUUUCUUAAGUGCAGCCAGCCACCAAUUUCAUUUGAUUUGAAUUAAUAUAUUACUUAUAUACUCAUUUAGAUAUUUAUUUAUGUCCUCGAUGGAUUGAUUUGAACGCCACAAUUUUAUUAACCUGUUGCAACGCGCGGGCCCUUUUGCUAGUCUAACUAAGACGCUCAUAAACGUCUUCAUUCGUGGUGACAAUGGCUCCAUCAGAAAGACUGCAGGGAAAACACUGUUGGCGUUGUUUCUCGGCAGCAAAAGUACUGCCACCCUCCUCCCCAAGAAAGAAAACGAUGUGUUUGUUGGUCAACUCGCGAAGAUACUUGUACAGGACGACAACAUAUGCAGAAAAAUUGCAGCAGAAAUUCUGGAGCAUCUAUGUGUUCAUUACACUGAGAACACUGAGGAUAAUAGUACACUCAAGGAAUACAUUAUAGAUAUUAUGCCACAGGUACAUACAUAGAUAAUUGUUUCUUUAUUAUAUGUCUGUUAUUUCUUCCUUUUUGUCUUUCUUUCUUCAAGCAUGCAAGGUGAAUAUUCCUCCAGCUAAGCCAUUCAUUCAUUCCCCUUUGAUGACAAUUGCCACAUUUCCUUCUUUGCGUUUCUAGAACAUUUCAUUCUUUUCCAAUUAUAAAGUAGUCGCAACAACUCUCUCUCUCUCUCUCUCUCUCUCUCUGGUUAUUACCGUUGUAGGUGCUCAAAGAAAUACUCUAUCACCAUGCGUCAAUAGGAGAAGGAAUUCCCGGGUAUGCCAAAUUAGAUACUGACGUCGAAAGCCAAAGCAAAAUGAAGAAGAGGAAGAAGAAGAAGAAGAAGACAACGAGCAAGAAGACUUCAUCCUCUCCUGG